This is a messenger RNA of Argiope bruennichi, 1151 nucleotides long. RefSeq names its product cyclin-T2-like. The record is from RefSeq and is a predicted model, not a curated record. Gene Ontology annotation, molecular function: cyclin-dependent protein serine/threonine kinase activator activity. Lineage: Eukaryota; Metazoa; Arthropoda; Arachnida; Araneae; Araneidae. The transcript is spliced from 11 exons. Gene Ontology annotation, biological process: positive regulation of DNA-templated transcription, elongation; regulation of transcription by RNA polymerase II. Gene Ontology annotation, cellular component: nucleus; cyclin/CDK positive transcription elongation factor complex. Bases 88 to 954 code for a protein of 288 amino acids.
UGACUUUGUUGCAGACUGUAAACUUUUAGCAGAAUUUGGAUUUGAGACUAUUUUAACAAAAUUUGCAGUGAAAACGAAGUAGCUGAUAUGAUGAAUCAUGAGUCUCGUUGGUAUUUCUCCACGGAAGAAAUGAGUCAUUCACCGAACAUGAAGCUGCUUCAACAUCCGAUUAAAGAGCUUCUUUUCAGACAAAGCGCUGCCACUUUCAUUCAACAUAUCGGACAAAAGCUGAACCUCUCACAACUUUGUAUUUGCACAGCUACGGUAUAUAUUCACCGAUUUUAUAUGUUUUUUUCUUUGGAAGAUGUUGAUACAAAUAAACUUUCAAUGGUGUCUUUAUUCUUGGCAGGUAAGACACAAAAUGAAUUUCGAAAGCUUGAACAUAUUAUAAAAGUGGCCCACGCUCACAUGAAUCCACUUUUCCCUGUUAUAGAUGUGCAAUCUGAGGACUAUUUGUUGCUAAAGGAUGAGUUGAUUUUUCUCGAAACAAUUCUGCUUCAGGUUUUAGGUUUUGAAGUAGAAAUAGAACUUCCUCAUCCAUAUAUAGUAAAAAUAUGUCAACUAAUAAAAGGAAGUAAAGAACUGGCCAUACGGUCUUAUAUUUUGGCAACAGCCAGUAUUAUGGCAAGUACAUUGUGUUUGCAAUAUAAUCCAAAGAUUGUGGCUUGUGUGUGUAUCAACUUGGGUGCAAGAUGGUCUCGGGUGGAGAUCGAUUCAGGAUCUGAAAAACAUCCUUGGUUUUACUACGUUGAUUCAACUUUAAAUGCAGAAUUUUUAAAUGAAUUAACAGAUGAACUUGGAAAAACAAUAUUAAAAAAUUUAAUAUCAAUGAAUUCUCCUGUUCUUACUUUAACAGAGAUGCCUUCGAUUCCUGAAGAGGUGAUUGUGCCAGGUGUAUCAAAUGUUAAAGAAAUCGUGGUGAAAAUCCCAAGAGAUUUUGUAAUUGUAAAAUAAAAUUCACUCUUCUUUUAUUUAUUAUUGUUAUUUUCCUCUAGAAGAAGCAAUGAUUUCUGAUGUAUAAAAUGUUAAAAAGUUGCGUUAAGGGACCCAAAAGGUGUUUUAAAAUGAAGUUCCUUCCUUCUAAAUGAAGUUCCUUGUUCUAAAAUGAGGUUCACAUUUUAUUACUUUCUUCUUGAAGAAGUAGUUGUGCC